Messenger RNA from Elaeis guineensis (African oil palm), 1105 nucleotides. Its product is annotated as vacuolar protein sorting-associated protein 2 homolog 1. Gene Ontology annotation, biological process: vacuolar transport. Lineage: Eukaryota; Viridiplantae; Streptophyta; Magnoliopsida; Arecales; Arecaceae. The record is from RefSeq and is a predicted model, not a curated record.
GAGUAUAAAGAGAGGGAAUCGAUCAAAAUGCCAAAGUAACCAACCAUCGACAGCUUUUAGCCGCGUGAGGUAAGGUUGGUCGGUCGAAGACACUUUCGAAGAGAAAAAGGAAUCAACAAAGAAGAACGAGGAGAGAUCGAAGAGGAGCUCCCCCAAUUUCCUCUAGUAAUUCUUUCCAUCAUAUCACUCAAGAUGAGUUUUCUCUUCGGCAAGAAGAAAACCCCCGCAGAGCUGUUGAGGGAGAAUAAGAGAAUGUUGGAUAGAUCGAUAAGGGAAAUCGAAAGGGAGAGGCAAGGACUGCAGACCCAAGAGAAAAAGCUGAUCACAGAGAUCAAAAAAGCAGCCAAGCAAGGGCAAAUGGGAGCUGUAAAAGUGAUGGCCAAAGAUCUUAUUCGAACAAGACAUCAGAUCACAAAGUUUUAUGCACUCAAAUCACAGCUCCAAGGUGUGUCUCUUAGAAUUCAGACAUUGAAAUCAACCCAAGCUAUGGGUGAGGCUAUGAAGGGUGUUACCAAGGCAAUGGGACAGAUGAACAGGCGGAUGAACCUACCAGGCUUGCAGAAGAUAAUGCAAGAAUUUGAGCGGCAAAAUGAGAGGAUGGAAAUGGUAAGUGAGGUGAUGGGAGAUGCCAUUGAUGAUGCCUUGGAAGGUGAUGAGGAGGAAGAAGAAACAGAAGAACUUGUGAACCAGGUCCUCGACGAAAUUGGAAUCGAUAUUAAUGCGGAGCUUGUCAAAGCACCAACAUCUGCGGUGGCUCAACCAGCAGCAGGGAACAAGGUUGCUCAAGCUGAAACAGCUGGGACUGAUGACAGCGGAAUUGACAGUGAGCUACAGGCAAGAUUGGAUAAUCUAAGAAAAAUGUAAUUAAUCUUAAUAGUGUGUGACUUACGUGAGGAUGCAAUGGAUCCCUAGCAUCUAGCACCAUGUAUAAUAGUGUGAUUUUGAAAAUUUCGUCCAUACAAUAAAUUAUACUGGUGUAUGGUGUUUUGAAGACAUCUAAUACAUUCAUGCCUGUAGUAAGCCCACCAGUUCCAUUCUGGUUCUAUCAGAGAAACGUUUCUAAGAUUUUAAGAAACAGGUUUUAGAUGAAAAAUUAUCAUAUUAG